AUGGCAGGGAACAGGUGCGGGGCGUGCGGGCAGGAGCUGGAGUCAGACAACCUACUGAGAAUCCAUUUGUAUCGCAAUGACACGUGUAGGGACACGCUGCUCGAGAGGCUCGAGAGUAGGGCGGUGGAGGCGUUGGCGAAGGCUUUGGCCGAGGUGAGAAAUAGCCCGCAUCAUUCGGACAGUGAGUCAGUCCCGGGCAGCCCCCACUCCGCCGACUCGCUGUUCAGAUAUUUGAGAGAGUUUCCCGAGCACGCGGAUUUUGUGCGCGGGUACGUGUCGACGUCGGACGAUGGAUCUGUAUCCACAGUUGGCGACCUGUUCAACACCCUGAACGAGCUGUACCUGUUCUUCAAGGACGCUGAUUUGUCGGACAGAGAAAUAAAUAGAGUGUUGCACAUAUUCAACCACCCGGGAUACGAUCCUGCAGCGGUUCGGCGCUGGCAGAACGUCGCCGACGUGAGGCGGUUUGGGGAGGAACACGCGCCGGACGAUAUGGUGCCGUGGCUCAAGGCAGAGAUUGAGGUGCGGGGCCCCGGAGGAAGGUCUCAGAUGCUGGAACUGCUGUACAAGGACACCAAGCUGGCGGAACUGCCGGAGGAGGAUUCUAUGGUGCUGGGUGUCAUCUCGUACAGCGAUAGCACUUACGCGUCGGGGAACGGACGCCUACAGGCAUGGCCAAUGUUGAUGGGUUUGGUCAAUGUCCCGGAGGAGUUACGGUGGCGUGAGCCUGGGCACGCGCUAGUGGGUGUGCUCCCUUUUCCGCCAGAGUGGGCAUCGGCGACGGAGAAGACGCGGGUGUAUCAGGAGGUGUAUCGCAUCGUGAUGGGUCCGCUCAUGCACGGCCGGGGAGGUGUGGUCAAGGCAUAUCCAUGCCUCUAUGCAUUUGUUGGCGACUAUCCGGAAGGGUGCCGGGCCACAGCAACGAUGCAGCAGGCGUCGCACAGACCCCGCAAGUUUGGCGUGAAGGGCGAGACAAGGAGUGUCUUGGUGCGCAUCCCGGGUGGCUCCACCUUUUUCCGCAGCGGGGCGAAUUACGCGGCGUUCGAGUAUCGUGGCAUGAUGCAGGUUUUCCCUAUUGUCAUUUCCGACCUGUAUGUGGGGCGCUCUGCGGAGGAAAGGGACCAGAGGGAUAAGGAGGUUCGUGCCUUCCGCUACUAUGCGGUCUUCUACAAGUCCCUGCUGGCUGGCACCGUGAAGGGCCCCGUGCGCGGAAGCAACUGGAAAGACAUACCAAGGAGGAUUGUCGAGGAGGAGACGCAACGCGAGAUCACUCGGGAGAUUGCAGCGCUGUCAGGAGGAGGGAGAACUUACUACACCGCCCUGCGAGAGGCUGUGCGCAGCAUGAAGCCCGCGCUGACCCGCACCAGCAAGGCAAUGUGUCUCAUGACGACAGACGAUCCACUGCGGAUGCUGUACAGGGAGACGGUGGGCAGUGAGUUUGACAACAUGGCGACACUCAUGGCCGCGGAAGGCCUUCAGACUUCACGUGUGUUGGUGCACACCGCAGUGGCCAUCCCUAGCACGAAAGGGGGGUACUUGGUUCCGAAGGCGAUGUUCGUGAAAGCAAGCCCGAAGGAGAACUGGUUCACCGACAUUGCAAUACCGGGAGAGAGGGAGGAGGAGGAGGAGGAGGAGGAGGAGUGGUGGUAUGCGCGGUGUCUCUGUAUUUUCAGGGCGGUGAACUACAGCGGGGAGGAAGGUGCAUAUGUAUUCGUGAAGUAUUACGAGGAGGAGGGGGUGUGUCCCCAAGACACUUUGCCCCCAACUGGUGCCGGGGCGGAAGGAGGCCACGCACGGGAUCAUUGA
Messenger RNA from Closterium sp. Naga37s-1, 1806 nucleotides. NCBI's taxonomy places the organism in Eukaryota, Viridiplantae, Streptophyta, Zygnematophyceae, Desmidiales, Closteriaceae. The record is from the annotation of a GenBank genome assembly.